AUGGCGAUCUCCACUAGACAAGGAGGAAGAGGAGGAGGAAGGAGAUAUCAAGCGUCGCUGCUACAGAGACAUCAAGGCAGUAAUCGAUUCCCUAAGAUAAAACUUUCCGGUUCAAGAAAGUCAUUUCGGUAUAUCAUAAUAAUACUUGCCUUCAUUGCUCUCUUGCCUCCCAUUUUCUUCCACUUCAAGCUCCGUCGCCUCCAUCAAAUGCAAUUAAAGAAGUGUGGGUGGCUUAAUGAUCCUCCACUUGUUUGUGCUCAUGGUGGUGAUUCAAUCAACGCCUUCCCUAACACUAUGGCUGCGUAUCAUUUAGCACUUCGUUCUAAAGUAGACUGCAUUGAGAUUGAUGUUUCUCGUUCAAAAGAUGGAGUUUUAUUUGCUCUCCAUGACAGGGAUUUGCAGCGGAUAUCUGGUAACAGUGCUUCUAAAGUUGGGCACUUGAGCAUGAAAGAGAUUAAAGAAUCAGCUGUACAUCACCAGUCUGCACAGGAUUUUCAUGAUCAUACGGUUCCCACUUUGGAAGAUGCUUUGGCGUUGAUAUCAAGUUCAGUUCAGCAGGUGAUUCUGGAUGCAAAAGUUGGACCACCAUCAUAUGAAAAGGGACUAGCAAAAGAUAUUCUUGCUGUUGUGAGUUUCUGCUUGCUCCCCUUCAUCUUUUCUCUUUGA
This is a messenger RNA of Dovyalis caffra, 666 nucleotides long. NCBI's taxonomy places the organism in Eukaryota, Viridiplantae, Streptophyta, Magnoliopsida, Malpighiales, Salicaceae. The record is from the annotation of a GenBank genome assembly.